AUGAGCUCAACUACAGAAUUCCCUCGCAUCAAGGAAGUCCGCACCUUCAUCAUUGACGGUGUUGGAUCUGGCGGUGAUUACCACAAUGUGAAAGGAGGCCACUGGCUGGUCGACAGCAACAUCUCUACCCCCAUGACCAAGUGGGCACAAUUCCGUGGAUCACGCACAUCCUGGGGUAUCAACGUUUUAGGAUCAUUCUGUGUUGAGAUCGAAGCUACCGAUGGCACCAAAGGCUUUGCCACUGGUUUUGGUGGUCCCCCUGCAUGCUGGCUCACCCAGCAACAUUUCAACCGAUUCCUGAUCGGUGCUGAUCCCCGCGACACCAAUGACCUCUUCGAAAAGAUGUAUCGCGCCUCCAUGUUUUACGGUCGCAAGGGCCUUCCUGUCGCUGUGAUUUCAGUCAUCGAUCUUGCCCUGUGGGAUCUGCAGGGUAAGAUCCGCAAGGAGCCCGUUUACAAGAUGAUUGGUGGUGCGACUCGCUCAAGGCUCGACUUCUACUGCACUGGUCCCCAGCCUGGCUCCGCUAAAGCUGCGGGCUUCAUUGGUGCCAAGGUCGCACUGCCACACGGACCCGACGAGGGCACCGAGGGUCUUCUUAAGAACGUUGAAUACUUGCGUCAGCAGCGCGAGAAAGUUGGGGCUGACUUCCCGCUUCGCGUGGAUUGCUACAUGUCUCUGACUGUCCCCUACACUAUCCAGCUUGUCAAGCGUUGCGAGGCCAUUGGUCUCGAUAUUGAUUGGUGGGAGGAGUGUCUGUCUCCUGAUGACUUCGACGGCCAUGCUCUUCUUAAGCGCGCCCACCCGACGGUCAAGUUCACCACAGGAGAACACGAAUACUCUCGCUAUGGCUUCCGCAAGCUGAUUGAGGGUCGCAACCUCGACAUCCUUCAGCCUGAUGUGAUGUGGGUCGGUGGAAUGACUGAGCUUCUCAAGGUCUCUGCCAUGGCUGCCGCCUAUGACUUGCCUGUCGUUCCCCAUGCUUCUGGUCCCUACUCCUACCAUUAUGUUGUCUCUCAAACAAACUGCCCCUUCCAGGAAUACCUGGCAAACUCCGCUGACGGUCACACUGUCGAGCCUGUGUUCGGUAACCUGUUCUUGAAUGAGCCCAUUCCCACCAAGGGCUAUCUUGAUGUCUCUGUUUUGGACAAGCCCGGAUUCGGUCUGGAGCUAAAUCCCGCUGCUCCUUUGAUCCCUGCUGCUUCCAUUCUCACUCCAGCGCCUCAGAAGUCUCUCCGAGCCCCCGGCAAUGAAGAGGCAGUCAACGGCUCUGCCUAA
Molecule: messenger RNA, 1275 nt
Organism: Penicillium brevicompactum
Lineage: Eukaryota; Fungi; Ascomycota; Eurotiomycetes; Eurotiales; Aspergillaceae
Product: L-rhamnonate dehydratase
Exons: 3
Coding region: 1-1275 (424 amino acids)
Biological process (GO): carbohydrate catabolic process
Molecular function (GO): L-rhamnonate dehydratase activity; magnesium ion binding
Source: RefSeq, a predicted model, not a curated record